AUGGUACGAGUAAUCUUUUUAGUUGUACUGCUGGGAGUACCAGCGGCUAUGCCAUGGGAGUUAUCUAGUGCUCAUCAACGUAGCAAGCGCCAUGCAGGAUUACUCGGUUUAGGUGGUGGUAGAGGAGACGGAAAACUUGUGAGCCUUGGUGUCGAUAAUAUCGAUUUGUCAUCCUCGAAAUCGUCUUCCAGCCAUUCUUCAUCUUCUUCAUCAUCUUCUCACUCUUCCUCUUCAAGCAGCCACGGAGGCGGCGGAAAAGUCAUCACAACUGUCACCAAGAGCAGUUCUAGUGAUGGUGAUUAUGAUUUAUCAGAUCAUCAUGGAGGCAGUAACCAUGGCGGAAGUAGUACUGUAGUUUCAAAGAGCUCAAAGGUUGUCACCAGUUCAUCUAGCAGCAGCGGCAGUCACUCUGGCAAUGGUCAUAAUGGACAUAAUGAUCACGAUCACGAUCACGAUCAUGGUCACGUUAUCCACGGUCAUGAUAGUUCGGUUAUUUCUAGCUCCAGCAAAACAUUAAAUAGCGAUUCUUCACAUGUUUCUUCAGGCCAUUCUUCUAACGGAGGUACAGUAAUUACAAAGACUACAACCACAACUACAUCAUCUUCCCAUGGCGGUCACUCACAUCAUGAUGAUGAUGAUGAAGAAUGCGAAAGACGCCAGCAUGAAUUGGAUGAAUGUGAAAAGAGACUGAAAGAACGCCAAGCCCAUAUUGAUCAAUGGGAAAAAGAACUUAAUCAGAGAGAAAAUGAACUUAAAUCACUUGAAAGCCAAUUGAACUCUCGUGAACAGCAAUUGACAAACAGACAGCAACAUCUUGAUGAAUGGGAAAGCAAACUUGAUUCUAGACAACAUGAUUUAGAACAACGUGAAAAGGAUUUAGAUGAUUGGGAAUGUAGACUCAAUGAGAGGCAAACUGAACUGCAAAAUACUGAAAGUCAUCUUGACAGCUGGGAGCAAAAAUUAAACGCAAGACGAUCAGAUUUAGAGCAAAGAGAAUCCGCAUUAGAUAGCAGGGAACAUGAUAUUGUUAUUAGGGAACAAGACUUAGACAGGCGUGAGCAUGAUUUGGCAAUUCGCGAACAAGAAAUAACAAAACGCGAGCAAAAUGUUGAAGUCCGUGAAGUCGAGGUGACUAGCAGGGAACAAGAUGUUACAAGAAGAGAACAUGAUGUCACGGUUAGAGAAAAUCAAGUAACCCAACUUGAGUCAGAUGUUUCUGAACGCGAACAUAACGUAGAAGUAAGACGUCACCAAGUAGAAAUUGAAGAAAGUGAAGUUUCAGAAUUAGAGGAACGUGUUGCAAGAAGAAAGGCUGAACUAGAAACCAUUUUAGCACAAUUGGAUAGCCAAGAAAGUGAAAUAAAUAGCCGUUUGGAACAUGUAAAACAAGAAGAUAUAAGAAUCACUGAAUGGGAGACUCGCUUAUCGCAAACUGAAGUUCAAUUACAAGCUCGUGAAGAUCAUUUGCAAGAAUGGUCAGACAAAUUAGAUCAACUAGAACACGAUCUUGAAGUUAGAGAACACGAAUUAUCGGUACGCGUCACCGAAAUUACACAACAAGAAUCUGAAGUUAGCAUUCGAACUCAACGCGUUGAGGAACAAAUCGUAAUACUCACAAAACAAGAGCAACAAGUAGUACAAGAACAAAAUGAAUUGAACAUUCGCAUAGAACAUAUUACAGAAGAAACUCGUGAAAUUGAAGCACGUGAAGCUGAAUUGGACCGUGAAGAAGCUGACAUUAACAAGCGUGAACAUGAUGUUGCUGAAGCUGAAAAGAACGUAGAGGCCCAAGAAGAACAAAUCAAACAAGAAGAAGCUGAAAUUGCUGCAGAACUCGCUCGUCUGGCCGCAGAACAACACGAAAUUGACUCACGUCAAGCCGAAAUUGACCAAGAAGAAUCUGAAUUGAACGCACGUGAACAAGAAUUAUUGAUUGAAGAACAAAAAUUGAAAGAAUUGGAGGUGCAAGUAACUCAAGAAGAACAAGAAAUCAAUAUUCGCCAAGAACAUGUAACUCAAGCUGAACAUGAAAUUCAAGUGCGCGAAGAACAGCUCACACAAGAAGAAAUGGAAAUCAGAGCUCAACAAGCAAGAGUUGAAGAAGAGGAACGUAUAUUGAGAGAGAAGGAAUCUCAACUCAGGGAAGAAGAAGUUGAAGUACAACAAGAAAUUCACAAUCUCGAAGAAUUAGAAAAGGAAUUGAAUGAAAGAAAAAUUGUUGUGGUUCAAGAAGAACAAGAAAUAACUGAGCUUGAAAGAUCAGUCGAACAACAAGAACAAGAAGUGCAAGCUCGCGAAGCAGAGUUAGAACGCGACAGAGCUGAAUUGGAGCAGAACGAAGCUUGGGUUCACCAAAAGGAAAUUGAAAUUGAAACUCUCAAACAACAAAUAGUUCAACAAGAACAAGAACUGCAUAGAAGAAAAGCCGAACUUGAAGAACAAUUAAGAGAAAUUGCUGAAGAGCAAACUCGUAUUACUCAACAAGAGCAGGAAUUAGUCAUUCGUAGACAACGCAUUACAGUAGAAGAACAAGAAAUUCAUACUCGUGAAGUAGAACUCAGAGAACAACAAACACGUGUCACUACUUGGCAACAAGAAAUAGAAGUUCAAGUAACAACAUUGAAACAACGAGAAGAAGAAAUUAGGGUCGAACGUACUGAAAUUGAAGUCGAAAUAAAACGCGUUACCGAACUUGAGAGUGAAAUUCAACGCCGUAAAACAGAACUAUCUCAAUGGGAGUCUGAAGUAAAUGCAAGAGAAGUCCACAUAAAUCAAGAAGUAGAAGAAUUGAAUGUUCUUGAAGCUCAAUUGACAGAAGAGGAACAAGAAGCCACCUUGCGUCGACAACGCAUUGAGCAGGAACAACGUGAAAUUGAAGAACUUGAAGCAACUCUCAGAAGUGAACAAGUACAUAUAACUGAAUGGCAAGAAAGAGUAGAACAAGAAGAAACUACUUUGAGAGAAACCGAAGAAAAUAUUAAACGUGAACAAGCUGAAAAUGAAGAAGAAAUUAGACGUUUGACUGCGAUAGAAGAAGAAAUUAGCCGCCGCAAGACCGUAGUUACUGAAGAACAAGUUGCUGUUACCCAGCUUGAGCAACAAGUUGAACAAGAAGAACAAACAUUGAGGCAAAGAGAAGUUGUUAUUCAAAAAGAACAAGCUGAGCUUGAAAAGCAAGAAGCAUGGAUUGUAGAACAAGAACACACAAUAGAAGUUAAAAGGGUUGAAAUUACGCAAGAAGAACAUGAAUUGGAGGUUAAGGAACAGCAAUUGCAACAAGAAGUAAAUGCCUUGAGAAUACAAGAACAAGAAAUUGAACAAACUGAAGUUUCUUUAGAAGAACGUAAACAACAAAUUGUAAUUGAAGAACAAAAGGUUCACACAGAGGAAGUUGAGUUGCAACAAACUGAGGCUCAUUUAGAAGAAUGGAGGGAAGAACUAGAAUCCGAGGAAGCAACAUUGCAUGAAAAAGAAGUUCAUAUAAGAGAAGAAGAAGCUGAAGUCAACGCUGAAAUUGAACGUUUAACUAUUGAGCAACAAGAAUUGGAAAGCCGCAUGACUGAAGUCACUCGUAUAGAGUCCGAAGUAACAACCAAGGAACAAGUUGUUCAGAAAGAAAUCCAAGAAUUAACCGUUUUGGAAACACAGCUGUCUCAACAAGAACAAGAAAUUGAAGUUAUCAGAAGUCAGAUUACUGUUGAAGAAGAAGAAAUUGAAAGACGUAAAACCGUUCUAGAACAAGAAAGUGUUCACAUUACUGAAUGGACACAGGAAAUUGAAACUACUGAAACUACUCUACAUGAACGCGAAGAACAACUUCGUAUUGAAGAGGAGAGAAUAGCUCAUGAACAACAAACUAUUAGUCAGACUGAAGUAGAAAUUGAAGAACGCAGACAAGUUAUAAUUUCUGAACAAGAAGAGCUUGAGAGAUUACAGGUACAAGUACAGACAGAACAAAGUGAACUCGUUGUACAAGAACAACAUGUUACCGAAGUCAGACAAACUCUUGAAGAACAAGAACGUCAAUUAGAAAUUGAAUUACACGAGGUUGAGGUUGCUGAAUCCACUCUUCAUGAACGCGAAGUUCACAUUCAAGAAGAAACUGUUACCAUCGAAGAAGAAGAAAGACGUAUUAGGGAAGAGCAAGAAAGGAUAGCAUCAUGGGAAUUAGAAGUGGAACAGUCUGAACAAACUAUUCAUGAGCGUGAGGUUCAUAUCCAAGAAACUGAGGUCAUAAUUGAACACCGUGAACAAGAAGUUACAACAGAAUUACACGAAAUUGAAGAAAGAGAGCGCAUUGCUAGAGAAGAAGCUGAACGUGUUGCACAACUUGAGCAACAUGUACACAGCGAACAAGUAGAAUUGGAACAACAAGAAACCGUCUUGAGGGAAAGAGAAGUUUCAGUUACCGAAUGGUCAGAACGAGUUGAAGUAGAAACUCGUGAAGUACAUGAACGUGAGGCUCAAUUAGAGCAAGAGAGGCUGACAAUCGAAAGCGAAAUUGAGAGACUAGAACACCAAGAACAUGAAUUAAACGAACGCGAAUCAUCGAUUAAAUCUCACGAAGUUCAAGUAAGCGAACUUGAACAAACUAUUAUUGAACGAGAAACUGUAUUACAUACAAGAGAAACUGAAAUUUCCGAAGUGGAAGAAUCCUUGAGAAUACGCCAGGAACAAAUUACAUCUGAAAGUUCUCAAAUCACUGAACUUGAACAAAGAACCCAAGAACAAGAAUCGGCUUUGACCGAAUUGGAACAACGUUUACAAGUUCAAAUUACAGAAUUGCAACAAGAAGAGACUAUUCUAGUAGAAGAAGAAACCCAAAUUGAAAUGCGUGCAUCGGACUUAGAGAGGAGACUACAAGUCAUCGAAGAAAGAGAGAAAUGGCAAUCGGAAAUUGAGAUGGAAUUGAAUGAAAAAGAUGUCAACAUCGAAAAGGAGGAGAAACUGGUCAUUGAUCGUGAAAAUCAACUCGAAAGACGUUUAAUCCGUCAAGAGCAACGUGAGGCAGAAUACGAGCAUGAGCAACAUGAAAGCUCAUCUUCUACUGUCAAAAAAGUGGUCGUAACCAAACACAUUUCCCAUGGGGGAAAGCCAGUUGGCAUGGACGCUCAUCACCACUAG
This is a messenger RNA of Ctenocephalides felis (cat flea), 5124 nucleotides long. Its product is annotated as trichohyalin-like. The transcript is spliced from 2 exons. The coding region runs from base 1 to 5124 and encodes 1707 amino acids. The record is from RefSeq and is a predicted model, not a curated record. Gene Ontology annotation, biological process: nucleus organization. Gene Ontology annotation, cellular component: nucleus. NCBI's taxonomy places the organism in Eukaryota, Metazoa, Arthropoda, Insecta, Siphonaptera, Pulicidae.